AAGAAAGAAGGCGGGUUGCGAGGUUGAGGUACCAACAAGAGGUCUGUUGACGGUGGCCUUUACCCUGCGGGAAGGCGCCGCUCCUUAGUAAUAAAUACCUUUGGUUCUCGGGCUGUUCGGCCGGCGCUGAGGGACAGGGAUGCCGAAGCGCUCCUGCCCGUUCGGGGAGUCGGCCCCGGUGCAGCUGAAGACCCGCGUGAGGCUGAGGGAGCUGAGCCAGGGCGUCAUGGGCGAGCGGUACCAGCGCGAGAUCUUCGAGAAAACAAAAGAGCUGCUCUUCAGAGGUGCCCAGGCUUAUAUGGAUAAUUCGUGCAGCACAUGCAGUGAGAACACAGCGGGAACCUGUCUAAAUGCGGAAUACCCAGAACCACUUGCAAGCAAACCAGGAGGUUGUUCUCAGCAUAGGUGUAAUGGACAGAUGUUAAUUGGGCAGGAUGGAAAACUUCGGCAGCCUUGUGCAAGCGAAACAGCCUUGCCGGUAGGGGUUUCGGUGGCCUGCUCCUCCUGUGUAAGGACCAUGGACAUCAAAGAAGCCUGCACGCAGUGCGACCGGUACAUAUGCCAGAACUGCAGCCAGCUCUGCUGCAGCUGUAAUGCCGUUGUUUGUUCCUUGUGUUCAGUCACAGAGACUGAUGAUUUUGGUGAGCGAAUCCUCUGCAAUGGCUGCCUGAUGUUUAAGGACUCAAAUGCUUGAAACAGCAGUGCCCUGUUUUAUGGACACAUUCUCUGGGACCUGUAAAAAAGCAUUUUUAAUAGCUGGACAUUUUUUCCCUAGUGUGUGAUAUGUUGGAUUGCCUUUUUCUAAAAUAUUAUAUUUCUAUAAGUGUAGUUUAAUGAAAUAAACAUUUUAUAUUUUUAUAAGAUCUGAAUUUUGUGUGACCUGGUUAAACUUAAAUCUCUUCUGGAGGGUAUAUUUUACUAGCCUUGCAUCUAUUUUGGUAAUGCAAAUGAAGAAUAUCUUCCUCUGGUCCCUGGAGAAUGUAAAUUUGAUUGAACAUAUUAGUUGUAAACUUAUUUAUAGCAUCUGUUGAAAAGCUGUUUUGGCUUAUUAGCAUUUUGUCUUUGCAGUACCUACUACUCCUUACAAAAAGGUUAUUUCUAGAUCUGGUUUCUAAAUGAUAAACUCUAACCCAGUUCUUUAGUUACUCUUGCUCACUUGUAUAUUGCUAGCUGUUUAUUUUUUAAAAAAUAAACUACUUUUAACUCUCUUCUCCCAAGUAAAGGUGUUGGACAAGUAUGAAAAUCUGAAACCAUAAGAGAAUUGCAUCGCAACAGAGAUAUGCUAGAAUUACUGGAAAGUUAAUUUUAUGAAAAAUAAUACGAGGCUGAGGUGGAUUGUAGAAUGUCUGCAGUUCUCAUAGGUAAACAGAUUGUGUAUGAAAACAGCCCCGGGAUUCUUAAUAUCCAAAUCUGUCCUAAGAAAAUCAUCCCUGCCUCUAUUCAGUAAUGGUUUUGGUGACUGUCAGACUGGCAUAUGAGGGUACUUCAUGCAGCUGUUGGCCCAGCUGUUCUAAUAUUGCCUACUCUGGUACUGCCACUUUCAGUUCAGGCAGAGAUUUUAACAGCAAUUCUAGGUGUUCAUUGAACCCGGCGGCUUUACACAAAGCUUGUAUCCUGUCAGAGAGCUAAGGGCUACCUUUUGAUGUUAUUUAUAUGUAUCCUAUAUGCAAUUUAUGAAACCAAACUUUGAUUCAAAGCCUAGGUGAGACCACGGGUUAUGAGAAAGAACUUGCUUACUUGGGUCUAGCAAGAGCUGCUAACCUAAAUAAAACCUUGAGGUUUAAAAUCAGUAUACCUUUGGUCACCAAUCCUUUAGAAAAGGGUUCCUCAAGAUGGUUUCUGUAGGUGUCGCAGUACUUGUGAGGUUCUUCCACCAAUCCUUGUAACGGGAUCACCAAGGUGGCAACCUGAAGCACCUGUGAAGUGUUCACUCUUUCCCAUGGUAACAUAUGCAAAUAGAUUUGUAUAUGCACAGCAGUGAAAUCCAUGCAACAAAGAAUCCCCUGGAAGUUGGCAUUAUGUCACCCAUUCAAAUACUGAAGGUAUUUUAAAAUCCUUGGGCCACUGCAUUAAGAGCUGUUGUAAUAUUAGUCUUUCAGCUGUCAGAAGGCAUGGAGAAUUCAUUUAUGUUUAAUCGUGUACGUCAGUAAAUACUGCAACCUGAUCCAGUACACAAUUUAUCCGUAUAAUUUACCUCCUACCGGAAAGAAGCAACUACUGGGGUUGGCUAAAACCGUGUGUGUAAAAGAAGCACUAUCUUGAAUGCAUUGCCACUAAUUAGCUGAAUGGGACAAUUCCUUAUUAGAUGCUGCAGCUUUUGUUGAGUAAGAUGUAGCCAAAAAUCUAUACACAGAACAGGUAGACAUGGCUGCCCACAGCAGUUCCUCCAAGUGCCAGAUAUGCUUGCAGGCCUGGAAAAAACCUACAAUCAGUGCCAAGGCCAACAUGUACAUUUCUCUGUUGGCGGUAGACUGCUCCGGAUGGAUCUUUACCUGAUCUACAGCAAGAGAAUACGAAGCGUGUUGGCCUCCCUUUUCCUUUGCCCUUGAUAGCAGUGUGCAGCGUAAGGGCUAGAGCUUGCGAUUUUGCUAGCUCUGUCUGCAGGCAGGUGCCUGCUGUGUCAGAUGCUCACGAGCUGGUCCACUGAAGCUGGAUGCUCAGGCUGUGACUGCUGAGCACUGCUCUUCCUCAAGAGGGAAGGCGCAGUCAGAUCAUUCAGCUUGAGGCAAAACCAGGUUGAGAUUUAGCAGAGAAGCAAGUAGAGAAGCAGCUACAACGGGCAGUGAAAAUAAAAGGCAUGUGGGAUUGAGGAUUAUUUAUAGUUAAAGGGUAAUGUGGCCUAGUAUCAAAAGCAGAGAUGACCAAAAAGAGCAAGGCAGAAAUCUAAGCCUCCGCUCUGCCUUGGGACAGACCUAGAGAGCUCUGUUGUACGAUUGUUGUUAACUUACAUUAUUAUUUAUUCAAAGCUUUUUAUCUUUUUCUUCAGCUGAGAGCACAAGAACAGCCCACAAACAUCAGAAAUUGGCAUUUGCAAUCUUAAAAGGCACAACACAAAAGGAAAGACCAUGGGGAGGGAGGAGAAAAGCAGGUCAGAUUUUUAGUUGCAAAAUUCAGCUGCUGAAUGCAAGGACUGCUGCUUCAUCUCCCAUUGAUAGCCUCCAUAGCAGCAGGUGAUAGAAUCCCCAGGAUGCAACUGAAAGUCACUUCUGGUGUGCCACAGAGGUUCUGCUAGGAUAAAUUCUGUGCAUGUCUUGUUUUCCAUCAGAAUUAUGACACAAAAAUUGUGCGCCAUUUCUCUGCAGAACAGAGGCCCCACAGCUUGUCCAAUAGCUUUUUGCUGGACUUUGCAAGCCCCAGUCUUAGCAGCAGACAAGAUGUGCAUUCCCUGUCCAUCGUGAUUUGAACACCACUAUUUCUUGUGUCAACAUGCAGCCAGAAAAAGGCUGGGGGGGGGCAGUGCAGCCCCCCGCAACCUCUGCCUACCCUUCCCCUGACUGCAUGAGUCCCCAGGGGAAGAGGGGAACUCUACUAGCUGUUGUUAGCAUGUGACUCAAAAAAGACCCACAUUUUAGUCCCCUACUCAGCCAGGGAGCUCACUGGGUGACUUUAGGCUAGGUAGUGACUUAGACCCUACUUAACCGGGUUGUUGUGAGGAUAAGACAGGAGGAGUAAAUAAACUGCCUUGGGAACCUUGCAGCAAAAAAGACAGAAAUAUAAAAAAUGUGUAAUGUCUGUUUUUAGAAGAAUAAGAAUUGAACUAAAGUUCAAUUCUUGGUUUCUUACCCCCCUUUACAUAUUUAUAUAAGCCACUAAUGGGCUUAUAUAAAUAAGAUAUAGAUGCAACAGAUUUCUGGCUACCUCCCUACCCUGGCCUAACGCUGUUCUCACCUGCCAUUGCUUUGGUUGUGGCUUUGCAUUUUCCAAGCCAUUUCAAACAGAGCAUUUCCACCUGUAACUGAAAUUGGGACACUUCUUCCCGGGCUGUACUAGGUGGGACCAGAGGGGACCUUACUGUGUCCUUUCCCUACAGGCUUCAAAUUCCCACAGCUGGAUGUGAUGUUGACUGCAUGCAAGAAGCUGCUCCCACUUCGACAAGCAUAAAACUCCCAUCCAUCGAGGCACUUGCACUGUCUGCGGUCAGUGAGACAUCCAGGCUGGUUUUUCUGCACAGGAGCGUGAUGUUCCUCGAGUGCAUCGACUCCUUCAUCUAAACUGCUCAACUUGGCCAAUUAGACUGAAGCGGCAGGUGAGGCAUCAUUGCAUUCCAAACCAAGGCAAAGUCCUCUUUGCCUGUGGCUUUGAAUGCUAAACUAGGAGUUCUGGGGUUCAUCAGUGCUGGGGCAGCGGAUUCCCUUGCAAAAUGACUUUGUGGGGAGGGAAAGGACUUCCCCCAUUCCUAAAAUGACUCUAUGGUAGUAGGCAAGAGCAGUUGCAAAACACUCAUUUCCUAGAUGCUAAACUGAUGAGACAACGUUGCCCAAGAGGUGGCGAUAUGAGUUCAAAAUAGGAAACCACUUCUUUGAACCUCUGAAAAGAUGCGCUGGAGGGUAAAAUGGCACCUAGAAGUGUGUUAGCUUCCACUAAAAAAUAAUUUGGAAUAUUUAAUAAAAAUCAAGAGCAGAAAGACUUGCGAGUGCCAAGAGAGAUUAUGUGGUACAGUAAAUGAGUACAUUGUUUUUGCAUGUGAGCUACCUCUGGAAUUGCCAUGUACAGUAGCACACUUAUUAACUGGGACUGAACUGGUGGGAUAUUUCUAGUUAGUUGUUUCUAGGCAAGUUCAGAGUUCUCACUUCUAAUCAAUAAAACAUCACUCAUUUCCCUUUUCUGUACCAGAAGAAAACUUUAAGAGGCCUGGACAAAUCAGUUUUCCAUUUCAUUCUUCUGCUAGAGUUUUUGCCAUUGUUUCCUAGGAUUUGUUCCAUGGAUUUAACUGCUCUGUAAGAUGCUCUGAGUCUACAAGAAGAACUGCUAAUAAAUAACUUCAAUAAAAUAA
Varanus komodoensis (Komodo dragon) is the source of this 4993-nucleotide messenger RNA. It is a transcript of the gene SIVA1, whose product is annotated as SIVA1 apoptosis inducing factor. The transcript has 4 exons. The record is from RefSeq and is a predicted model, not a curated record. The coding region runs from base 140 to 694 and encodes 184 amino acids. Gene Ontology annotation, biological process: extrinsic apoptotic signaling pathway. Lineage: Eukaryota; Metazoa; Chordata; Lepidosauria; Squamata; Varanidae. Gene Ontology annotation, molecular function: CD27 receptor binding.